This is a messenger RNA of Colletotrichum graminicola M1.001, 1194 nucleotides long. Its product is annotated as Sir2 family protein. NCBI's taxonomy places the organism in Eukaryota, Fungi, Ascomycota, Sordariomycetes, Glomerellales, Glomerellaceae. The transcript has a single exon. Gene Ontology annotation, molecular function: NAD+ binding. The coding region runs from base 1 to 1194 and encodes 397 amino acids. The record is from RefSeq and is a predicted model, not a curated record.
AUGCGCAAACCUCUUAUGCGUAUUCCUUACACGGAACUCUUAGCCCCCCCUACAGUCCGCCCAAGCAACGCAAACACAAUCCCGGGUGCUGUCGCGGCCCUCGAGAACUUCUUCACGGCUCCGCCCCCUAAAGGCUUGCCUAGGUCGACCGUCGUAUUGACUGGCGCGGGCCUCUCUGUCUCUAGUGGGCUCGCCGACUACCGGGGCGUCAAUGGCACAUAUCGUGUGAACAAGACGUACCGCCCGAUCUACUACCACGAGUUUCUUGCCAACCACGAAGCCAGAAAACGGUAUUGGGCAAGGAGUUUCCUGGGUUGGACGUCACUUCACAAGGCGUCGCCAAACCAAGGCCACUAUGCCGUCCGAGACCUAGGGCAACUGGGCUUGGUUCGGAGCGUCGUUACGCAAAACGUCGACUCUUUUCAUUCGAGAGCUCAUCCAGACAUUCCUACUCUGGAGCUUCACGGCUACCUAAGGUCCACAGUUUGCGUGACUUGUAGGAACGAGUACCCCAGAGACAUCUUCCAAGAGGAGCUCGCACGGCUCAAUCCCGCUUGGGCUGCCUUCCUUGUAGAGGCUUUAGCUUCUGGUGCUCUCGACACGGAGAACCCUGCCGAGCGCAAGGCCAAGGGCAUCAGAACGAACCCUGAUGGAGACGUGGACUUGCCGGGCGCGCCUUACACCACCUUUAGAUACCCAGCCUGCCCGCAUUGCCUCGCGAAGCCGCCCUCCACGCUUGAAGGCUCCAGACAUGUCAUCGAGGUCGACCACGACGGGGCGUGGAAGCCCACCAGCUCGGGAGGAAUAUUGAAACCUGCCGUGGUCAUGUUCGGCGAAAGUAUCGCCGGCCAAGUGAAGACGGCGGCCGAGGAGGCCAUCGACGGGGCUGGCAGGCUCCUCAUCCUCGGAACUUCGCUUGCCACGUACUCGGCAUGGCGACUGGCAAAGAGGGCGCUGGAUCGCGGUAUGCCCAUCGCGAUCGUCAAUACGGGAGGCGUGCGAGGCGAGGAUCAGAUUUCUGCCGUGUUGGACCCGGAUCCAACAGGCGCUCUGGGACUUCGGACAGAAGUGUCUACAGACAUCGUGCUCCCGGCGCUGGUCGAGCGGCUUCAACAGUUACCGGGAAGGGCGUCGGGCCUGAACAGGACAGCUCUUGGGGAGAACCACGGCGUUUUCAAAGAUAUGUUGUCAUAG